Anopheles moucheti is the source of this 2298-nucleotide messenger RNA. Its product is annotated as pre-mRNA-splicing factor 38B. The transcript is spliced from 7 exons. Lineage: Eukaryota; Metazoa; Arthropoda; Insecta; Diptera; Culicidae. The record is from RefSeq and is a predicted model, not a curated record. Gene Ontology annotation, cellular component: precatalytic spliceosome. Bases 195 to 1388 code for a protein of 397 amino acids.
UAAAAAAAGAGCUUGCCUCGAGUUUGUUUAGCUGGAGCCGCACAAUUCGGCUGUAGUCAGUAAAAUUAACACGAUUUGUAUGUACAAAAUCCGGUUAUUAAAGUUUUAAGUUACUUAUUGGAGAAAUUAUCAUCCCACUGUCUCAUUACUGUCAUAUGUGAACUGUAUUUAUCGAAGAACGUGUUGCUCCCAGCAUGGAAUUAGACAACAAUGCUCACGAACAGCAGCAGUAUUAUCAACCGGAGUUACAGCAGGCUCAACAUCAACAGAGCACGCAACCAUCGAAUCAGGCAAAUGCUCCUAAGAAGUCUGCAAAGCAAAACAAUGCUCUGCCUCUUUGGGGUAAUGAAACUUCGAUGAAUUUAAAUCCAUUGAUUCUAGCAAACAUUCAGGGAUCCAGUUAUUUCAAAGUGUCCUUGUUCAAACUGAAGACUUAUCACGAAGUUGUAGACGAAAUAUAUUAUCAAGUGAAACACUUGGAACCAUGGGAACGGGGUUCUCGGAAAACAGCGGGCCAGACAGGAAUGUGCGGAGGAGUUAGAGGUGUAGGAGCUGGUGGAAUAGUUUCAACAGCAUUUUGUUUACUUUAUAAACUGUAUACACUACGAUUAACUAGAAAACAAGUAAAUGGGCUGCUUACACACGGCGAUUCGCCCUACAUCCGUGCAUUAGGUUUUAUGUAUUUACGGUAUACCCAGCCUCCUGGUGAUCUUUUCGAUUGGUAUGAACCGUACCUGGUAGAUGAAGAGGAAAUUGAUGUCAAAGCUGGUGGAGGUCAGUCAAUGACCAUCGGCCAAAUGAUACGGCAAUGGUUGACGAAACUUGAUUGGUUUUCAACGCUAUUCCCCCGUAUUCCGGUACCGAUCCAAAAACAAAUCGAUUCAAAACUUGACCAAUACGCAAGAGAAAACGGUGUCUCUUUCGCUGAUACGCAACCUGACCGUGGUGGAACAACUGUGGGCGGAAAACAAGCGCGUAGCGGACCGUCAGGCAAUGCAAGGGGAACCGGACCGGCCACCUUUAGCGAUGAACGAGAAUCAGCACGUCAUGAACGAGGUGUGGCGGUGCAGCAGUCAUUUAAAGAAAAGCCUCUUAAGCGGGAUAUGUUUGACCAUUGUGACAGAGACGCACGAUCAUCCCGUUACGAAAGGUAUGACGACGAUAGACAUGAUCGCAAUCGGAAAGAUUACCGCGCCAAGGAUUAUGAUCGCGAUUGGGAUAGAAAUAGACAUAGAGAACAACGUGAAAGAGACAAAGACCGGCACAGGGAAAGGGAUCGGGAUCGCGAUAGGUCGAGGGAUCGCGACCGCGAUCGGAAAGAUAGAACGCGUGAUCGAAGAUCAAGAAGCCGGGAGCGCGAUUAUCAGCGUGAGCGAAAACAUCGUUAGCAGGUUUUUUCUUUGAAGAUUUUUUUUUAUUAUUUCACCUGUUUGCAAUUUUAUCAUUUCUAGGAUAAAAACUUCAAAAAACAUUAUAGUUGCUAAUUUUCGAAAACAACACAAAUGAUGUACAAUUAUGUGCACUUUUAAAAUAUUUGGUCUUAUUGGCAAUGUGUUGUGGCUUUUGUACCACUACAGCUUGGAAAUAUUAUAUUCUUGGCUUUCUAUUUUGUUGUCGGAUAAGUAUUUUGUAAAAAAGAACACAGAGUACACACAAAUGUUAGGACGCUAGUUUGCAUUUCACUUUGAACUGAAAUGUAGAAUGUGAAAACGUGACACAAAACCUUGUAACAAGCGAAACAACAAAGCGGGUUCACAUUUCAUUCAAGGAUCUAUCUUCCAAUCAAUAGCACUUUCCUCAGAAACCACAUAAUGCCUCUAUUCUUUAGUAACGUUUGCAAGAUAUCGUUCUAUAAAGUAAGCACUACAAGAAGCAGUUACGUUCUGAAUCCAACUUUUUUCUAGCUCUUUUCAACUAAUCGAUUACCUCACGAAACUUACGUUUCUUAUCUGCAUAACUUUAAUACCUCAUUCAUAAUGUAAUACUACUAAUAUGAUUUCUUCUUUCUUCGUUUCAAUACCCAAUCCUUCCUUUACACCACCAAUUGAUGCUGCACGAUUGAGCAGCGUCUGUAUGGCGUCAUUGUUGCACUUGCAAGAGUAUAAUACAAAAUAAAUAGAACAAACUAUGUUAAACAGGCAGUGUCUUUGACUACCUCAAAUGGAAUGGAAUAACUAGAUUUUGUUGGUGUUUUUUACAAUACGAUUUUAAAGAGAUACUCAUAUGACUAGACCUACUACUGCAGGGUGUGUUUGUUUUGUUUUUCUUUCCCUACUAUUCUACAGGUUCUAGAAUACU